CUCAGGAGCGCUGGGUUCAACCAAGAACAUUCAGAAACAGGGACGAGGCCAAGAUACGAGAUUGAACUCAAUUCCGCCCUAUACUAUACCAACACCACAGCAAACGGCUCGCGAAUAGCUUCCUCUCAAUCGUUAAAUUACCAGUCACUCGUUUGGUAGACGAACUGCUUAAUUCCUUCACGAUGCGUCUCUCGACGGCAGCUCUCCUCGCUUUGUCGCUACCCUUUUCACUCGCGAUACCAAUUGUAACGGCUCCUACCACGAACGCAGCUGGGACCGCCUUCACAGUUAGCAUCACAGAUUCUGGGGCUGCUCCGCUACUCACGAGUCUUGCGGGUUAUCAGUUACAGUUGUUUGCCGGUAAUGAUGCGACCAGAGCUGUUGUAUGGACUGAUCCAGUACCCGGGACCUUCCCAGCUGGAACGACCAAAACUGUUACCAUCCCAGCUGCCAUCGGUGGAAUUGCACCAAAUGCAUAGUAAUACUUCUUAGACACAAGUAUAUCGUUCAGUUACUGACAUAUCAUAGCUUUUUCGGUGUGUUGGCGACGGCCACCUCUGGUGGAACUAUCACAACCUUCUCGAACCGCUUCUCUAUGUCAGGCAUGACUGGAACGUUUCCCGCAAAUGUGGUUACAGCUGGAAUUACCUCGACUGCGGGUCCACCACCAGUCAACGCCAUUGCGGCUGCUCCUCAGGACAACCAGCCAAUUCGAGAGGGUGUCUCCUCCGAUUUUGCAAUUCCAUAUACCAUGCAGACGGGAACUGUUAGAUACGCGCCCAUGCAACCAAUCCCACCCACCAAAAUUACUGCUACAAACACCAAUCCUCUAUGGCCAACCUCCGCUGUGCAAUUCGCUGCUACUUUCAUGCCAAUCCCAACCAUUGUUACCACCAAGACACAAGCAGCUACCUUCAGUGUGUCAAGUCACGCCAAUCCCGUAAGUUCCACUAUCGAAAAGAAGAAAUCAAAUGCUGAAUACUUUUCUUCCCCAGGUCCCUGCAUCUACACCCCCUGCAAACGACAUGCAAAAGUUUUUGAACCGCUGGAAGGAUUAA
Hymenoscyphus albidus is the source of this 1058-nucleotide messenger RNA. Lineage: Eukaryota; Fungi; Ascomycota; Leotiomycetes; Helotiales; Helotiaceae. The record is from the annotation of a GenBank genome assembly.